This is a messenger RNA of Mya arenaria, 11169 nucleotides long. RefSeq names its product golgin subfamily A member 4-like. The record is from RefSeq and is a predicted model, not a curated record. Gene Ontology annotation, biological process: Golgi vesicle transport. Gene Ontology annotation, cellular component: Golgi apparatus. NCBI's taxonomy places the organism in Eukaryota, Metazoa, Mollusca, Bivalvia, Myida, Myidae. The coding region runs from base 81 to 7451 and encodes 2456 amino acids. The transcript is spliced from 32 exons. Gene Ontology annotation, molecular function: small GTPase binding.
GCUACUUCCUGCUACAACACCUGUCAAAAUUGUAAACACUGACAUGACAGCAGAAGUAACCGACAUUUCAAGGCUUUAAGAUGUUCAAAAACCUAAAAAAGAAACUUGAGCAAGGAGUCAACCAGUCUCCAUUAAAAGGAGCACUCGCUUCAGCUUCCCGGCUGCUUGAUGAUAAACCAGCAGAAAAUGCUGGUGCCCCGAUGGCAGAGAGCACACCAAAGAAGUCUGACCCAGCCUUAACCAAAGAAGAUGGCAAUCAGUCAUCAGCAUCUGAUGUUUCUGGUUAUGCCACAGCCAACCAGUCGCUCGAGACCAGUCCGGCAAAUAUUCCCGUUGGACAGUUGAUUGACAUUCCACUCCAUGACACCAGUAGUGAGUCCUUCAACUUGCCAGGAGACCUAACUCCGAGAGCAUCCCGUUCCCGCACCUCCUCCAUCAGUUCUGUGACAAGCGAUGCCUCAUUCUUUACGAAUGUCAGUUUUGGCCAGCACCAGUACUCCCUACCUUCAGACAUGGAGUCGGAGAUGGAUGAGUCUGGGACUGAUCUACAUACUGUCAGCAAAGAGGACCUCUAUCAAUACAUACAGAAAUACCAGCGCAGGGCAACCAGGUACAAGUCCAAGUUCAUGGAGUUGGUUACUGUCUACAAAGACAUCCUGCAGGAGAGAGACAAGUUUAAGAAAAACCUGACGCAAGCCCAGGAUCGAUCAUUUCGCCGUAUCUCUGAACUGAAGGAACAAAUCCAGCUGGACCAGAAAGCCAAGAGGGACCUUGAGGAAAACUAUAACCUGGUUAUUGAAGAAAAAGGAGAGUUCAUUGCUGUACUGCAGAAACAGGUCCAGUUAUUGAAAGAAGGGAAGGACAUCCCCCCAGAGCUGCAGGAGAAGAUCCAGGCAGGCAAAGCAAAGGAAGAGGAGCAGGCUAAACAGGCUGGAGAUCUAGAUGCUGAGCUCAACUCUCUCAGGGAGAAGGUGAAGCACCAGGAUGGCUUGCUGCAGCGGUGUAAGGAGAUUAUCAUGACAAACAAAGAAAAGCAGGCCCAACUUGUGGACGAGAAAGCCAAGGUAGAAGCUGACCUAGAACAGUCCAUGUUGGAGCUCAACAAAUUCAAGGCGGCUGGUUCCCAAGACACAAUCAGCAAACUUCAGGGUCAGAUAAAGCAAGCUCGGGAAGUGAUAGAACAGCUUGAGACAGACAGGCAGAUUGCCAUCGCUGAGGUGAAGCAGCAGGUCCAUGAGGAGAUGGAGAGAAAGGAUGAAGAGUUGACAGAGGUGCGUCAACAAGCUGUAACAUACAGGGAUGAAAAUGCCGACCUCAAACACAGACUCGAUAAACUUGAGAAAUCAGCAACCGAGCAACUGGAUAAGUCAAGAGAGAUAAUUAAGCGAUUGAAGGAAGAAAAACAGAAUGCUGUGUCUGAGCUUGAGGGCAAGUUACGGGAACAGGAGGAUUCCAUGGAGAAGGAAAAGGAAUCUCUGAUACAGGAAGUCUCUCGUGGGAAAUCAGCCGCUGUCUCCCUUAUGCAGGAGCAAACAGUCAAGGAAGUAGAAGGGAAAAUUACCCAGGCAGUGGAGGAGCGUGAUGAGCUGUGGCAGAACAAGAUGUCACAGCAGGAGUUGGCUCACUCAGAAACAGUCAGCACAAAGGAGAAGGAGAUACAGCAUUUACAAGCCAAGCUGGAGGAGGAGAUAAAGAAAUUAAAGUCAGAAAAGGAGCAUGCUAUAAGGUGUCUACAGGAGGAACAUAGGACUGCUACACAGGAGAAAUAUCAAGAGAUGCGACUGGCUAUGGAAGAGCGUGACCUGCAGAAAAUGGCCACUCUGAGUCAACAGGACUCGCUACGAGAUGAGCUACAAGCACAGAUGGAUAACCUUAGAAAGGAAAAGGAAGAACUGGAAACCCUUAUCAACCAGAUGCAAGCAGAAGCCGACAACCAACGAGGCGAGGUUGAUCGACUCCGGGCAGAACUGACGGGUGCGCACGAGCAGUAUGUGUCAGACAUUCUCACUCAGCAGGAGAGAAGUAUACAGGAGAAGGUGCAAGAGAUGACAGACAGGCACACUGGGCAGAUUGCCGAGCUCAUUCAGAAACAUGACUCCCAAAUGGAGGCCCUAAGAACUGACCUAGAACAGCGAUACCAUGGUGAUACAGAGACAUGUAAGGCUCAACUAGAUGCCCAGUUGGCAGAGAAGCAGCAACAUAUUGAUAAACUAUCCAUCACACUUAACCAGUUUAAGUCAGACCUAUCCAUGAAAGAGCAGGAGUUGGAACAGCGGUCUGUAGAGUUCCGAAACAAAAUGGAGGAAACCAGUGACAGCUACAAGGAGACAAUGGCCGAGUGUGAUAAACUACAUGCAGAAUUGGACAAGGUAAGAGCAGAGUAUGAGGAUCACAAGUCUGUCAUGGAGAAGGAGUUAUCUGCCCUUAGACAGAACAUCUCCAGUGCCCAGGAGAGUAGCGAUAGUAAUGCAGCAGAAAAGGCCCAGGUUGUGGGUGAAAUGGAGGCUUGCAAGGCUGACUUGGAGUCAACACAGGACAGACUGAACAAGCUGGAAGAGGCUAGAGCUGCAAUAGAGGUGGAGAAUGGGGAGUUAAAGUCCCAGUUGGAGAGAGUGAGGGCCGAGAUUACGGAAAAGUAUGACAGUGCUGACUCCAAGGUCAAGGACUUGCUAGAACAGGUAAACCAAUUGGAAGAACAGAAGAUGGAACUCGCCAAGGAAAAGCAGGCAGCAAUUGAAGAUGUCCAUGAGAAGGAGAGAACGAUUGAGAACCUUUCUAAAGACAACACAGAUAAAGACUCUGAGAUAGAGCAGCUUAAUACAAGGAUAGCUCAGCAGGGGGAGGUGGUUCAGAGCUUGAAUAAAGAACUUGAAGAAAGUAAAGCUAAUACUGAAUCAAUGGAAAAAGAUAUUCACAAACUAAAUGAAGAUAACCAAAAGCUUUUGUCUGAAAUUGGUGAUUGUAAAACUAACUUAGAGCAAGCAGAAAUUAAAAUAAAUGAACUAAGUGAAGUAAUUGAAAGGUUACAAAGUGAUUUUGAGAGCCAGAAACUACAUUUUGAAACUGUUGUCAAUGAAAAAGAUGGUAUAAUUAGUGAGAAAGAUAAAGAAAUGGAAACUUUCAAAGAGAACAACAAAGAAGAAAUGAGAGUUCUGGAAGAGAGUUUCAAGGAAAAGUUCCAAGAGAAACAAAACCAGUAUAAAGAAAGCUUUAAGAAAAUGAAAGAGAAAUUCCAGGAGAAGAUAAAAGAAAAGGAUCAUGCAUAUGAAAACAAACUGUCGGAUUUGGUUAAAGAGAAGGAGUCUGGCACAGAGGAUUUAAGUAAGAAGCUUGAGAAUCAUUAUCAGCAGCAAAUUGAAGAGUUAAAUGUUAGACAUAAAACAGAAAUGCAGAAUGUGACAGCAGACUUUGAUAAAAGUGUUGAACAAAUGCAAACUGAACAUCAAGAGCAGAUGAAUAGAUUAGAAAAUGAAUUAGCUAACUUUAAACAGGAGUUUGAGAAUGCAAAGAAACAGUUUGAGACAGAUAAGAAAGAACUUACUGAAAACUUUACUAAGAAAGAAAAUGAACUAAGAGCUUCAAUGGAAAGUGAGAAAAAUGAACUGAAUGUGGAGCUUGAGAAAAUGAAAGCAGAAAUGAAAGAAGUGCAGAACUUGUGUUCAUCUCUUGAGUCUGUUAAAGUAGAAAAGGAAAAUGUUUUGAAAGAGGUAGAAGUUAAAUCACAAGAGACUGUAAAUGAGGCAUUGCAGAAAUGUGAAAGUCUUAAUCAACAAAUGUUUGGACUAUCUGAAAAACAUGACCAUGAAAUUCAGGAAAAAGACAUGCAUAUUUCUGAACUCAGUAAAUUAAUAAAUGAUCUCAAAAACACCAACUCAUCUUUAGAAGAGAUGUUGAAAGAAAUGACAGCACAGUUUCAAACAAAGGAUGACAAAUUGAUGAACUUGACUGAAGAAUAUGAAGCUGGUAUGCAGACCUUGAAAUCUGAGUUCCAAAAUAAGUGCAAUACAUUUGAGAAUGAGAUUGAGGGCCUGAAAGCUAAAUGUGCUAAGCAAGAAGAAGAACUUCAAAAGGAAAAGGAACACAGCAAAACUAAUUUAGAAGAAAUGCAAAGGGAUUAUGAAAAGAAAUUAAGUGAAAUGUCACAAAGUGACGAAGAAAUUCAGAGUCAGUUGAAGGUGUUGAACGAAAAGGUCAGUGAAACGGAACAGAAGCUGCAAGAUUGUAUUGAAAGUUAUGAAGGGAAGUUGGAAGAGUAUAGAAACAAGUUAGACAGACAGGGUAGGUCUUUAAGUGAGGAAAAAGAAGUGCUUGCUUCUCAAUUGCUGGAUAUGACUCAACAAGCACAGCAAAAAACUGAAGAACUUCAAAAAACUCUUGAUGAAAAACUAGGAGAAAGUGAACAGAUAACACUUCACAAAGGUCAGCUGGAAGAAAUAAAUAACAAAUUGAAAGAGGAAGUAGAACAAUUGAAAGAGUCUUUGCAGAGUCAGAAUAGUCUUGUUGGUGAAUUGAAUGAAAAAAUAGCUGGACUCAGUCAGUGUAAAGAAGAAGUAGAACAUUCUUUGGCACAAAAAGAAACUAGUACUGCGGAAAUGAGCGAAAAAUGUGCAACGUUAGAAAAAUGUAUUGCAGAUAUGAAAGAUUCUCAAAAGAAUGAAUUGGAAAGUUUAGAAAAGUCUUGGCAAGAGAAAAUGAAGGAAAUGAAACAAAAGUUCUUGGCCAAGUUGAAAGAGAUUCAAGGUCAAGGACAAGAAAAGCUAAAAGACGCUGAGGAGAAUUUAAGAAAAGAAAGAGAAGGUAGCGUGGAAAAAAUGGCAUCACUGGAAGAAAAAUUGCAUGAUGAAAUACGAGAAAAGGGAAACAUAUCUUCUGAUCUGGCUCACGCAAACACUAAACUUAUCCAACUAGAGCAGAGCAAAGAAACAAUCCAAGAACUUGAGCAGAAUGUGCAAUCUUUACAAGCAUCGUUGUCUGAGAAAACUGAUACAAUAGAAAAGUUAGAGGAAGAAAAAGAAAUGAUUGUUAAAAGUUUGGAGGAAAGUAGAUUAGAUUUUGAGAAAAGAUUGGAAACUAUUUCUAGUGAUGUAAGUGCCAAGGAGGGUGUUAAUCAGAAAUUGGAGAAUAUUUUAAAAGAGAAGGACAAUGAAUAUCAAAACAUCUGUGAUAAGAAUAAACAAUUAGAGGAAAACCUGGCUGUGUUUGAAGAUGGUUUAAAAAAGAAAACAGAUGAAGUUGUGCAAUUAGAGAUGAAGCAUGAAGAGCAAGUUAGUGCAAUGAAAGAAAAAGAAAAGGCUCUAAAAGCUGAGAUUGAAGACAUUAAAAGUGAAUUGACAGGUGUAAGGGACGAUAAACAAAAAGUGCAAUAUGACUUAGAAAAUGAGGUCCAAAAACUAAAUGCUCAAAUCAAAGACUCAGUUGCGAAAAUUGAAUCUUUAGAACAUGAUAAACACUCAUUAGAGAAGGAAUUAAAAGAUGUCAAAGACAAAGCAAUUAAUGUUGAAAAGGAAUUGACACAAAAGGUUUCUGAGAGUGAAGUGUGCUUUAAACAAGAGGUAGAGAAAUUGCAGCAAAGUAGUCAACAUUCCUCAUCAGAAACAGAGAGAAAAAUCUCAAAUAUGCAAUCAGAGAUUGAAAAACUGAAUGCAAGUUUACUAGAAAAAGAACAAACUAUUGCAGCGUUUGACAGCCAAAUAAAGGAGAAAGAUAGCAAAUUAGAAGCUUUAGCUGGAGAAAUAAGAACAUUAAGUGAUAAAGAACAAGAAUUAAUAGAUGCACAUGAAAAGGAUAGGCAAGCUUUGGUGGAAAAGUUGGAAGCAGAAAGUGCUGAAAAGGUUGCGGAAUUCAAGAAAAAAGCAGAAACCUACAUUGCUCAAGUUAAAAAACAAAUCAAAGGUGAUAAAGACACUACAGUUAAACAACUUCAGAGUGAUAUUGAAGUUAAGGAAAAGAGGGCAUCAGAAUUAGAAGAAGAGAAUAAAACAUUGUCUGAGAAAAUCCAAUCAAUGAAUGAUAAACAUGAAAAAGAGACUAUGAGUCUCAGAGAGGAGCUUGAUGCACUUAAUGAAGAAAGAAAGAGCUUUACACAAGAACAAAUGCAGAACUCAGAAGCCACUCAAGGUAUAGUUGAUACUCUGAAAACUUCCUUGGAAACCAUGAAAUCUCAAAAGGAGGAAUUGAAUAGCAAACUUAAGCAAGCUAACGCUAAGAAUGAAGAAGUUGUAGCAGAGUUGGAAGUAUUAAAAGCUAAUUCAGAUAAAGAAAAACAAGAUUUGGAAAAGGAAUUCCAGCGAAUGAAGAUAGACAAAGAUGAAGAAAUAGACAAUUUGGAGAAGCAACUUACUGAGCGAUCGUCAGAAAUUGAAAAAACUAGGAAAGAAAUGGAGCAAGCACUGAAGGCACAGGAGAUAGAGCACAAUUCCAAGAUCAAGACUCUGGCUCGAGACUUUAACCAGCAGCUGGCAGAGAAGGAGAAGGAGUUUGAAGCUCAGUUUGCACAGGUUAUAGAGCAGAGUACGAGGGAAGAGACAGAGAAAGACCGCGAGAAGGACGACAUGUUGGCCGACGCCCAGAAAGACAUUUAUGAGCGAGAUGAGAAAAUUGAUGAACUUAAGAUGGAUUAUGAGUCCAGACUAAAGCAAAAGGAAUCUGACAUCCAGCAGAUGCAAGAAGACCAUAAGAAACUCCUGAAGGAAGUACAGCAGCGGCAUGAAAUAGAGAUGAUAGAGGUCAGAGACACCUUGAAAAUGGCUCAGGACAAAACUCUGACAGAAAAGGAAGUAAUGCACAAAGAGGAAGUUGAAAACCUGACGCACGAGUGGCACGUGGAAAGGAAGUCUGUGAACCAACUUGGUGCUACCCCACCCUCCAAAACCUCACAGGAGCUGCUUCAUUAUAACCAGAUGACGAUGGAUGCCGUGCAAUCAGGACUAGGUGCGGGAGACAUGGGCCACCAGCUGAUAUCGCUCACCAAGGUCAUUGAAGAUAUGAGAGAAAAACAUAGGUUGGAAAUCCUAGAGUUGAAGGGUCAGGCUGAGAUGUCAACACCCAAGCUCCCUGAGCCCCUAAUCUCCACCCCCGGGCACAACUAUGAUGAGAGCCCAGAACUUGCUGUUUACAACUUACAGGCCAAGGUACGACAGUUGGAGGGAGAGCUGGCCAGGACACGGCUUCGGGAGAGGGAACUAGUUAACAAGUACGAGAGCAGCCAUGGCAACAAUUAUGGACAUGGGCCCCCCAGUCCUGGGUAUUUCACUGAUGGUACCCCGUCUGGUCCCCUGCUUACUGAACCCACACAGCAUGAGUACCUGAGGAACAUACUAUAUGCCUAUAUGAUGGGAAAACAGACUAAGACUCUGGCUCGUGUAAUUGGAACAGUGGUGCAGUUCAGUGAAGAUCAGAUGAAACAACUCAUGUCCAAGGAGGAGAAAUCGGGCUGGCUUCUCAACUCCUAGCACAUGAAGUAGCGAUGUUUUUACAAGACAAAACAGGACCAACAGUAACAAGUGUCAAUGCCUGUGACGUUGGGCAUCCCCCUAUAUGCCAAAGCUGGAUGUGAUUUACCCCUGGACAUUCCACAUUGUACCAGUGCCUGUACAGUAGCGCGCAUGAAGAUAUCAUGUAAAAUGAAAGUGUGAACAUACAGAUGUAGAUAGGAGGGGUUUUACGGAAUCGUACAUGUUUGAUGAAACAUUUGCAGUUAUAUGCAGCUUUGCCAAAAUGAACUUUGAACUUAAAUAUUAAAUAUCACAUUGCCUUGUUUAUUACUGGAUGUUCAUCUGUGCUAACCAAGCAAGAUAAGUUUUAGCAUAUACUGGACACUUCAAACUUAUCUAUCCAUAGCUUGAUUCAUUGUACAAUUCUGAUUCUUAACCUAGACUUGCAUAAAAAUGUUUGUUUAAUUCAUGUAUCAUUUGCCAACAGAAAUCAAACCUACUGAAGUUCUUAACAGUUAGAGGCAUUGCUAGGCAUGCUCCAGUAAGCCUUGUAUACAAAUCAAUUUUGCUUCCCCCAGCAAUAUGGCAAGAGCUUGAAUCUAGAAAUCAGGAAGAAAUAUUGACUAAAAGGGAAUGCAACAAUUUACCUGUUUAAGUUUGUUGUUAUUUCAAAGAUUGCUUGAAAAUGGUACUCUCAUUACAAUAUUCUUAAGAAUAUUCCUAAAAGAAUGGACACCUCUCAUACUUUAACAACCCUCCCGCUCAUACCCCAUAUAACAUCACUCAACUAUAUGGUGUUCAAAUUUAAAAUGCUUAAGGUACGCCCACACCAUUAUAGGUUUGUGUUUGACUAUGAGAGUUUACCUUUACUUGUCAUGAAGUCAUCAGGCAGCAAAGGUUGUCUUCUUUGCAGGGUAGAUAUGAAGUGUUUUGAGUGUGAAAACAGACUGUUUGUUCACUAAACAUGCAUGGAUUAUGCAUCUGUAUCUCUAUUUCUUUCUCCUUGUCAAGUUCUUUUAAUACCACUACAUGUACAUUAGCCUAAAAUAUAUUUGCCAAUUUUCUGUUUUAAAAGUAUAUCUUACUUAUUUCAUUUUUUGUUAUGACUUUGUUUUUAAUGUGCAAUUAUAGCUGUGUAGGCAAGAAUGCUUUAUCAUCUGUGGAUGAAUAUAUUGGCAUUGUAUGCAUACAUUGUAUUAGGAAGAUAAUGAAUAUGUAUUAAGAUAUUUGAUGUGUAUGAAGAUAAUGAAUAUGUAUUAAGAUAUUGGAUGUGUAUGAAGAUAUUGGAUGUGUAUGAAGAUAUUGGAUGUGUAUGAAGAUAUUGGAUGUGUAUGAAGAUAUUGGAUGUGUAUGAAGGUAUUUGAUGUAUGUAUAUAUAAAAUGUGUAUGAAUAUGUUGGAUGUGUUUGUGUUAAAUGUGUAUGAAUAUAUUGGUUGUGGGAGAUAUUGGAUGUGUGUGAAUAAUGUGGAUGUGUUAGACAGUAUUUGAUGUGUGUGAAGAUAUUUGAGUGUAUGAGUAUACUGGAUGCAUGGUAACCCAUCACAGAGCUGAUCUGAGAAAGAGGUAUGCAUGUGUUCAUUAUCUUUUAUAAAAGUAAGAGAGACAAUGUGAUGCAAACUUCAGAUGAGCUGAUUGUUGAAAAGUCUUCUUCUCAUGACAUGUAUAAAAAUGAAAAUCUUAAUCAUUAAGAUGCUUAUUUAUUUUAAUUUAUUUCAUAAAUGCCAUCACCAUCAUGAAGAAACAUCAGUCUUAUAUUUUUUAUAUAUAAAUACUACAUUAGUGUUAUAACUUUUUAUUUAACUUCAUAAAUGAAUAGCUUUGCAUACAUGCAUACCAUAAAGUUCUAUGUAUUUAGUGCUGUAAAUCAGCAAACUAGUAUUUAUGAUGUAAAUAGAAUAUCAAAUCCAUGCUCAUUCAAUACAUAAAGUAGUAAAUCUUUUACUAAAUUGAAGGCUAAUCUUUAUCAAUUAUAGAAGCAGUCAUUAAAAUAAGACUUUUGGAUGAAUAAGCCUGAAUUACUAUUGCUUUGCGUCAAAGUUUUUAACAAGCCUUGCUAUAUAAAAUUCAGAACAAGCCUAGAAGACAUUUUACCUUGCAGGCUUGUGUUAAUCUCGACCACUGUAGUUGUGAUAAAUUAUUUGUUAUCACCACUGCUGUACUAUCCUUUAAUACUGUGAACUCAACCCUAUGGUGCUCUAUUACAUGUUUGUAUGCUUUCAUUUGCUUGGGUAUGAAUGAUUGCGACAAAUGUACACAUUUUUAAACAGAUAUUACCAAACUAGCAUAAACGUUCUCCAACCAAUUACAUACAUCCGGAUAAUUCUUUGGUUUGGUUAAAUUUAGUCAAAUGUUUUUUCCUUGGUCAAUAUUUAACCAAUAAUGAGUUUUGACCAAUUGAAUUGCUUGCAUGUUUAAACUAACCAAAAGAUAAUAUGUACAGAAGUUAAAUUCAAAAACUCAUUGCAGUCAGAAAACUGAUGUUAGGAAAGAAAUAAUUGAUGUACUAAGAGUAAAUGAAUCAAAAGUUUUAUGUGAAAUGUAAGGUAUUAUGAAAUCAGUAAUAUCUUUACCCUUGACUGAUAUAAGAUCUUUACUCCUGCACAUCUGUUGACUUGUUUCAGGAUAUGUGUUCACCUGCCAUGGGCUCAGUUGAAGCUAAAUACAGGUGUUUGAAACUAACGUUUUAGUUCCCUGUUUACAGUGUAUGCACUGCAAGGCAACAUGCCACAGCUACUGACUGGUUGCCUUACAUGCCACAGCUACUGAAUGGUUACCUUAACGUGCCACAGCUACUGACUGGUUACCUUAACGUGCCACAGCUACUGACUGGUUACCUUAACGUGCCACAGCUACUGACUGGUUACCUUAACGUGCCACAGCUACUGACUGGUUACCUUAACGUGCCACAGCUACUGACUGGUUACCUUAACGUGCCACAGCUACUGACUGGUUACCUUAACGUGCCAUAGCUACUGACUGGUUACCUUAACAUGCCACAGCUACUGACUGGUUACCUUAACAUGCCACAGCUACUGACUGGUUACCUUAACAUGCCACAGCUACUGACUGGUUACCUUAACAUGCCACAGCUACUGACUGGUUGCCUUAACUGAAUACCAGGUAGUUGUGUUUGUACUCAUAAGCUUUAACUUAAGUAUACGCAUAUCACAAUACACUGUUUAGAACUGUAUGGGAUUAAAAAACAGUUUAUAGUUUCAGCUGAAGAAAACUAUUUUUAAUGUAAAUGAAUUCUAUUUUAUCUUCAGAAGUAUUUGAUUAAGUGUGUUUUUAUUUCUUGCACCAUAUAUUGCACGUUAAAGCCAUAAAGGCUGGUCAUAUGUUGUUUAUUAUAUUUUUUUUAUUUUAUUGUUAUAUUCUACAUACAUCUUAUUUAUUUGCAUUUAUUUAUGGCUACAAAUGUUUUCUUUUAAUAGUACAAUAUGUACAUGCAGAUUUUCUACUUUGGGUGAAAGAUGGGUUCCUAGUUUUAAGCUUGGCUCGAGUUUCGUGUCAUACCAUUCUUUUUAUAAAGGAAAUAUAAAUAUAAGUCCAAUUGAAUAGAAUUGUAUAAAAUAUGAGUUAUCUGCUUUGAAUGUUUAUAACAUUGUGUUCAACGUGGUUAUAAGCAGCAUGUAUAUUGUGGGCGAACCUUUCUGUCUCGCCAUACAUGUUGUGUGAACCAUUUGUUUUAUGAUAACCAUUGAACCCUCUGGGACCAAUAAAAUUGGAAGCAUUA